This is a messenger RNA of Aegilops tauschii subsp. strangulata, 1026 nucleotides long. The record is from RefSeq and is a predicted model, not a curated record. Lineage: Eukaryota; Viridiplantae; Streptophyta; Magnoliopsida; Poales; Poaceae.
AUGGAAGAAGGUGAUCUUUGCAAUAUCUUCGAUUCCAAGCUCAAUUAUGAUGGAGAUGAUGAUCAGAUGGAGAGAACAAUCAAGGUUGCUCUAUGGUGCAUCCAGGAAGAUUUUUGCCAGAGACCUUCCAUGUCAAAAGUUGUCCAGAUGCUUGAAGGCCCAUGCAGCUCUCUCAAGCCAGAUGAUGUAAAUGCUUUUCUUUUUGUCUUUGCGAUUGGCAAGGGAGGAUUUGGAUCCGUGUACCUCAGGACGCUCCCUGAUGGAUGCCGCAUUGCUGUGAAGAAGCUGGAGGGUGUAUGCCAAGGGGAGAAAGAGUUUCACUUUGAGGUGACGAUAAUCGGCGGCAUCCACCAUAGACAUCUGGUAAAACUCCGAGGUUUUUGUACCGAGGGGGUGCACAGGCUUGUUGCGUACGAGUAUAUGUCCAAGGGAUCUCUACAUAGGUGGAUUUUUGGUACUAAAGAAGAUGAUGCUACCCUUUUGGACUGGGAUACAAGGUUCUACAUCGUGCUUGGGACAGCGAAGGGCCUGGCGUACCUUCAUCAGGAUUGUGAGUCAAAGAUCAUACAUUGCAACAUCAAGCCUGAGAAUGUUUUGCUUGAUGACAACUUCACUGCAAAGGUAUCCGACUUUGGUCUUGCCAAACUGAUGAGCAGAGAGCAAAGACACGCCUUCACGAUGAUGAGAGGCACCCAAGGCUAUCUUGCGCCGGAGUGGAUCACCAACCGCGCCGUCUCAGAGAAGUGUGACGUCUAUAGCUAUGGGAUGGUCCUGCUCGAAAUAAUUAGCGGGAGGAGGAACUUUGAUCCCAUGGAGGUCUCAGAGAAAGCCCAUUUCCCACCCUUUGUGUUCAAGAAGAUGGAAGAAGGUGAUCUUCGCAGUAUCUUCGAUUCCAAGCUCAAUUAUGAUGGAGAUGAUGAUCAGAGGGGGAGAACAACCAAGGUUGCUCUAUGGUGCAUCCAGGAAGAUUUCUGCCAGAGACCUUCCAUGUCAAAAGUCGUCCAGAUGCUUGAAGGCACAGAUUAG